UGCUGUUUAAACUGCUGUUUAUUGGAUAUUUAUUUGCUGACUGUGUUUAUUGAAGGUGGUGUUGAAAAGAUCAUUGGCAAGAUUUCGGAUGGCUGCAUAGCACAGCCACAGGAAUAAAUCUUCAGGCUGGCCUCAGCCUUCAGGGACCUGGAGCUUGAACCAGGGGACACCUUAUGGAUGGGAGAUGACGGCUAACAGAGAUGGAAGAGAUUACUUCAUCAGUCACAUGACACAAUCAGCCACAUUUGAAGACCCUCGAAUAGAGAGCUGCCAAAUAACCCCUCCAGCCCCUCGGAAAGUGGAAAUGAGGAGGGAUCCUGUGCUAGGAUUUGGGUUUGUGGCUGGUAGUGAAAAGCCAGUUGUUGUACGCUCAGUAACACCAGGCGGCCCCUCUGAAGGAAAGCUUAUACCAGGGGAUCAGAUCAUAAUGAUUAAUGAUGAGCCAGUCAGCACUGCUCCAAGGGAGAGAGUCAUCGACCUUGUCAGAAGCUGCAAAGAAUCGAUCCUCCUUACUGUUGUUCAACCUUAUCCUUCUCCUAAAUCAGCUUUUAUUAGUGCUGCAAAAAAGGCAAGAUUGAAGUCCAAUCCUGUCAAAGUGCGCUUCUCUGAGGAAGUAAUUAUCAAUGGGCAGGUGUCGGAAACAGUUAAGGACAACUCGCUUCUUUUCAUGCCAAAUGUUCUAAAGGUGUAUCUUGAAAAUGGACAAACCAAAUCUUUCCGUUUUGACUGCAGCACUUCAAUAAAGGAUGUCAUCUUAACACUCCAAGAAAAGCUUUCCAUCAAGUGUAUUGAACACUUCUCCCUAAUGCUGGAGCAGAGAGUUGAAGGAUCUGGAACGAAACUCCUUUUGCUACAUGAACAAGAGACUCUAACUCAGGUGACCCAAAGGCCAAGCUCGCAUAAGAUGAGAUGUCUUUUCAGGAUUAGCUUUGUCCCAAAGGAUCCCAUUGAUCUUUUAAGGAGAGAUCCAGUUGCUUUUGAAUAUCUCUAUGUACAGAGCUGUAACGAUGUGGUCCAGGAAAGAUUUGGACCAGAACUGAAAUAUGACAUUGCCCUGCGGCUGGCUGCAUUACAAAUGUAUAUUGCAACUGUGACCACCAAGCAAACUCAGAAAAUCUCCCUCAAAUACAUCGAAAAAGAAUGGGGAUUAGAGACUUUUCUUCCAUCUGCUGUGCUGCAAAGCAUGAAAGAAAAGAACAUAAAGAAAGCACUUUCCCACCUUGUCAAAGCAAAUCAAAACCUAGUUCCUCCAGGCAAAAAGCUCUCUGCUCUGCAAGCCAAGGUGCAUUAUCUAAAGUUCCUCAGUGAUCUGCGAUUAUAUGGAGGGCGUGUCUUCAAGGCAACACUAGUGCAGGGAGAAAAGCGUUCAGAAGUGACUCUGUUAGUAGGGCCACGGUACGGAAUCAGCCAUGUGAUAAACACCAAAACAAACCUUGUGGCUCUCCUGGCAGACUUCAGCCACGUGAACAGAAUUGAGAUGUUUACAGAAGAUGAAAGCAGUGUUAGAGUUGAGCUGCAUGUCUUAGAUGUAAAACCUAUUACUCUUCUGAUGGAGUCAUCAGAUGCAAUGAAUCUUGCUUGCCUAACAGCUGGAUACUACAGACUGCUGGUUGACUCAAGGCGUUCAAUAUUUAACAUGGCCAACAAGAAAAACGCAGGGGGCCGAGAAACAGGACCUGAAAAUAGAGGGAAGCAUAAUAUCCUUGCUUCUGAGUGGAAUUGUAUACCAAAAACUACCACUUUCCUGGCCGAAGGAGAUCAGGAGGCUCAAAUGUCCUUUGCUGAUCCAAAGCAGAAGACUAUAGAUGUUUCUGAAAGUCUGUUAUGUCCAAAAGAACACAGACAUCUGUACAUAGAAAAUACUUAUAAUUCAGGUGGAUUUGAUCAGCAUCUGGCCAAGCAAAGUGACCCUGCUGAAACAGAAGAAACCAGAAAUUUUAGCCAGCCUUCACUGCUGUCACUCUCAGGUUUGGAACCUAGCAAGAAAGCACAGGAUUCUCCCAGGGGAGCAAAAGUUUCCUUUAUAUUUGGAGAUCCCAACUUGGAUGGUAUCAGUCCUCAGACUCUUGGCUAUGAAAGGCUUUUGGAUGAAAGUCCAGAAGUAUUAGAAAAACAAAGAGCCAUUUAUCUUAGUAAUGCCAAUGAUAUUAAAGGCCUGGAGUUGUCACCAGAUGCUGAAAGCAUUCAGUUCGCUACAAACUCUGUUUACGCAACUAUAAGCGAUGGUAAAAUAUUUGGAGCUGCAGAAGGGAUAGAAGAGCCUUUGCUGCAUGAUAUCUGUUAUGCAGAAAACACAGAUGAUGCCGAAGAUGAAGAUGAAGUAAGCUGUGAAGAAGAUAUUAUGGUAGGAGAAAUCAAUAGGCCUGCUCUUCUCAGCCUUUCUGGUUCUAGUGAUGACAUUAUUGAUUUGACUUCACUUCCACCUCCGGAAGGUGAUGACAAUGAAGAUGAUUUCCUUUUGCAUACCUUAAACAUGGCCAUUGCUGCUCCUCCACCUGGUUUCAGGGACAGUUCUGAUGAGGAAGACUCUCAGAAUCAAGCGACACAGCCUAGAGACAACAAGGAGCAAGACAGUAAUCUAGGCAAUGAUGACAUUCCAGUGUCGCUUAUCGAUGCUGUCCCUACUAAUACAGAGGGGAAGUGUGAGAAGGGGCUAGAUGAUGCUGUAGUCUCUACUCUUCAAGCACUAGAAGCUUUGGCUGCUUCAGAGGAACAGCAGACGAAUGACAAUUCAGGUGUAGCUAUCCUGCGAGCAUAUAGCCCUGAGUCAUCUUCAGAUUCUGGCAAUGAAACAAAUUCCUCUGAAAUGACUGAAAGCUCUGAACUAGCCACAGCACAGAAACAGUCGGAAAACACUGCACGUAUGUUUCUGACCACAAGUGAAGGCUACCAACCGCUUGUGGAAGAGCAGACUGAAUUUCCCAUUGCUAAGAAUCAGGCUGGAGGGCCAGGUAUGAAGCCCUCACAGCCUUUGGCUGGUGGUCAGGCUGCAGAGCUACAGUCAAAAGUUGUGCCUUCAAAGCAGAUUCUUCAUUCCGAUAACAUGGAAAUGGAGCCAGAGACCAUGGAAACAAAAUCUGUCACUGAUUAUUUUAGCAAAUUGCACAUGGGAUCCUUGGUAUAUUCUUGCACUAGUAAAAGGAAAAAUAAGAUGACAGAUAGCGAAGUAAAAGCAUCCUCUGAUGGCAAUGCUACUGUGAAAAAGCAACAGGGAAAUAAAAAAGCAGAGUCUGAUGAAGAUCUAAAAGCUAAAUUUGGAACUCUUUCAGCAAGAGACAGCCAGCGCUUAAGCACUUUCAAUGUGGAGAGAACUGCCUUUCGCCAAAGAUGGUACGCUGCCGAUGAUGGGGCAGCAGAUAAGCCAAGCCCAGAAACAGUUAAUGGGAAGACUUUUCCAAGAGUUCCUGUCCUUGGUAAAACAGAAACUGACUGUAAGGAUGAAGUGGAUCCUGAGGUGGAUCAGGAUGACACCUCAGGGCUUAGCCAAGGUGAAAACUUCCUGUCAGAUAUGACUCCCGUGUCUUCAGCCAAAGACCUAAAUGAUGCAGAAGAUACUGAUUUAUCUGCAGAUGACCAUCCUUCAAAGCUUCCAGAAGCUGAGCAGAGUGUGGCUAGACUUUGUGAGUAUCACUUGGCUAAGCGCAUGUCAUCUCUGCAAAGUGAAGGCCAUUUCUCGCUGCAGAGCUCUCAGUGCUCUUCAGUGGAUGCAGGAUGCAGCACAGGCAGUAGCACGUGUGCUACCCCCGUUGAAUCCCCUCUUUGUACCUCUGAUGGUAAACACAUCAUCUCUGAUCCAUCAAUGAAGGGCAUUGCCUAUGUUCCAGCAGAUGAAAGAGCCGCCAUUCUUCCAAACCAUGGAACGACAUACAAGGACCUGCACCAGCAGCCUGAAGCCGUGUGUCACAGAAUGACGGUGCCUGUUGUGCAUUCAGCAAUCAAUGCUGAACCGCUUUUCGGCACUUUGAGGGAAGGAUGUCAUCGGAUCCCCAAGAUAAAAGAAACUACAGUGUAGCUUUCACAGAGCCUGAAAAGGGAAGACAAGGAGGCAUGCCUACAGCUUUUCCUAGACAGCCUCUAGCUGACUCCAUCAUGCUAUCAUCCAUGCUAUCAGAAUCAAAG
This is a messenger RNA of Agelaius phoeniceus (red-winged blackbird), 4119 nucleotides long. The record is from RefSeq and is a predicted model, not a curated record. Lineage: Eukaryota; Metazoa; Chordata; Aves; Passeriformes; Icteridae.